Molecule: messenger RNA, 1286 nt
Organism: Elaeis guineensis (African oil palm)
Lineage: Eukaryota; Viridiplantae; Streptophyta; Magnoliopsida; Arecales; Arecaceae
Source: RefSeq, a predicted model, not a curated record
CUUCCUCUAUAUAAUUCCCCCUCCUCUCCCACCGGUCUCCUCUCCUCUCCUCUCUUAUCGUUCAUCGCCACCAUUCCUCUUUGGCGUUCUCUUCUCUUCUUUUUCCCAAAUCUUUUUAGCCUCCCCUUUUCUUCCUUUCAAACUCUCCACCGAUGGCUAGGGGGAACGGUCAGGCCGACCGGCGCCUUGUCGUGAGCUUCGGGGAGAUGCUCAUCGACUUCGUGCCGACGGUGGCCGCCGUGUCGUUGGCCGAGGCACCGGGGUUCGUCAAGGCCCCCGGCGGCGCCCCGGCCAACGUCGCCAUCGCCGUCUCCCGCCUCGGCGGCCGCUCCGCCUUCGUCGGCAAGCUCGGCGACGACGAGUUCGGCCGCAUGCUGGCCGGGAUCCUCCGCGACAACGGCGUCGUCGACGCCGGCGUCACGUUCGACUCCGGCGCCCGCACCGCGCUCGCCUUCGUCACCCUCCGCGCCGACGGCGAGCGCGAGUUCAUGUUCUACCGCAACCCGAGCGCCGACAUGCUUCUCACCGAAGCCGAGCUCAAUCUGGAUCUCCUCAGAAGGGCUGCGAUUUUCCACUAUGGAUCUAUAAGCUUGAUCGCGGAGCCCUGCAGAUCGGCGCAUCUGAGGGCGAUGGAGGUGGCCAAGGAGGCCGGCGCUCUGCUCUCCUACGACCCCAAUCUCCGGCUGCCCCUUUGGCCGUCACCCGCAAAGGCCAAGGAACAGAUCAUGAGCAUCUGGGACCAGGCCGACAUAAUUAAGGUCAGCGAUGUCGAGCUGGAGUUCCUAACCGGAGAGGCGUCCGUGGAGGAUGAGGUUGCCCUGAAGCUCUGGCGGCCAACCCUGAAGCUUCUGCUGGUCACCGUAGGGGAGAAGGGAUGCAAAUACUACACCAAGGAUUUCCGUGGAACAGUUGGAUCCUUUGUCGUCAAACAGGUGGAUACGACAGGCGCAGGUGAUGCGUUUGUCGGGGCCUUGCUCCGAAAGAUCGUGGAAGACCAAUCAGCUUUGCAGGAUGAGAAGAAAUUGAGGGAAGUACUGAGAUUUGCCAAUGCGUGUGGAGCAAUCACCACUACCAAGAAAGGAGCAAUCCCUUCUUUGCCAAAUGAAUCAGAAGUCGUGCAGCUGCUGGAAAGAGCAUAAAGCAUCAUAAGAUUAUUGCUGGUUCCAUAUGUUCCCUUUUUUUACAACCAUGCUGUAAUUUGAUUUGAAUUUAAGAGCAUUAAGAAGGUUUUUUUUCUUCAUUUUUUCUGUUGGCUCUGAUUUUUCUAUUGGAAGCUUAUUUUGUUC